CUUUCUUUCUCAGGCGGGAGAUAGAAGCAGCUGUGUCGAUGGCGGAGCCCUACUACCCAUACGCUGCUCCGGCUGCCGCUGACGGAGCAAGUAUUGCGAGAACUAGCUUUGCUGGUUAUUUUCCAUCCGAGGCACCAUCGUUGUUUGCUUCUCCUCAUCCUCAUGUAUCAAAUUCGACCGAAUUGCGGGGCUUUGGAUCAGAUUACCUGCAGAAAGAUAUAAACCUGUUGCGGAUGGGGCCAUACGGUGUUGGUGAUUCUAUGGGAUCGAGAGUGCAUUCUGAACCUGUUAUUGUUCCAGCAGUGCCUAGCAUUAAGGGUUAUUCAUCUCUCGAAGAUCCUGAUCUAAAUAAAAAACGAGAUACUCCUUCGGGUAUUGAUCCAGGUGUUCCUGCUAUAAAUAAUGAAACACCAGUCUCUAAAAGCAAUUACGAUGGUCUUCCAAUUUCAGCGGCAGAAUCAAACAUUUUGUUUGUGGAUGGACUUCCAAAGGACUGCACUAGAAGGGAAGUCGGCCAUCUUUUCCGGCCCUUUAUUGGCUAUAAGGAUAUCAGAGUUGUUCACAAGGAGCCUAGACAUAGUGGAGACAAGGCUAUGAUUUUGUGUUUUGUGGAGUUUAAUGAUUCCAAAUGUGCUCUCACUGCUAUGGAAGCUCUGCAAGGCUACAAGUUUGAUGAUAAAAAGCCUGACUCGCCGACCUUAAAAGUUCAGUUUGCACACUUUCCUUUCCGUUUGCCACCUGAUCAUGGUCAGCAGCUUAUUAGUAUGACAAACUCACACUGAUUGGAAAUGCUUUUCUGGGGUGAGAAUGUGUGUGAUGCCGCUCAGAUAAAUUCUAUUUGAUGGAGAACUUUGCUUUUAGAUUCAAAAUUUAAGCUGUGGCCUGGCUGUUGAAUAUUGAUUAUAUGGAUGCAAGAAUCAUUUUCUGGCCACAAGCGAAAAUUUCAAACUACAAUGUUGGUUAGAAUUUUCAUGGUUACUUUUCGGCCCCUAUCAGUAAAGCCUUUUCUCGAUCACGGGGUAAAGAUAUUGCUUUGUACAUUUGAGUUUUGAACCUUCGUAGAUCCCACAACGGUGGGAGUUUCAUGUAUUGGUAGUCAGGAGUUGUUUCAAUGAGUUCUGGCAUCACUUUGUGCAUUAUAUCAUAGAUCAUGAUAUGCUAUAUACAUUACUUUAGUAUACUGUCUCCCCCAUCGGAGGGGGAUCCAGGUUCCCGGUGGUUAUUUGAAUUUUUUUCAAAAGCUGAUUAAACGGCUUCCCGCCACUUACAUGUGCCUUUGUAUGCCGAUGAUUUAU
Molecule: messenger RNA, 1295 nt
Organism: Gastrolobium bilobum
Lineage: Eukaryota; Viridiplantae; Streptophyta; Magnoliopsida; Fabales; Fabaceae
Product: RNA-binding protein 1-like
Exons: 6
Coding region: 39-782 (247 amino acids)
Molecular function (GO): mRNA binding
Source: RefSeq, a predicted model, not a curated record